AUGGGGGGCGACUCCAUCUGGAACUUCCACGUUUGGAACGACGUGUGGUUCCUCCGCCGAGACCUCCCAGAAGGCCGGGGCGGCUGGCAGGCUAUAGACGCCACCCCGCAGGAGAGGAGCGAGGGGAGGUGGCAGUGCGGUCCGGCCUCGCUCGUGGACGUGAAGGCGGGGGCCGCCGCAGCGGAGUCGAAUUACGACCUCGAUUUCGUCCUGGCGGAGGUGAACGCAGACGUUCGGUACUACGUCGUCGACGACAAGGGCGAGACCAAGCUGAGGAGGGUGGAGCGCGACGCAGUAGGAACGUAUGUGAUCACGAAGGCAGUCGGAUACCUGGGGGCCGACGACAUCACCAGCGACUACAAGCAUCCCGAGGGCAGCAUCGCCGAGCGCGUGGCGCUUCUGGGGGAGGCGGAGGAUUCCACCUUCAAGCUUGCAGAGAAGGGCACCUUCUCCCUCUCUCCAGUAGGAGAGCUCGUGCUGGGGAAGAGGACAUCGCCUUCAAGCUGA
Prorocentrum cordatum is the source of this 507-nucleotide messenger RNA. Lineage: Eukaryota; Dinophyceae; Prorocentrales; Prorocentraceae. The record is from the annotation of a GenBank genome assembly.